Malurus melanocephalus (red-backed fairy wren) is the source of this 485-nucleotide messenger RNA. RefSeq names its product cadherin-23-like. The transcript has 6 exons. The record is from RefSeq and is a predicted model, not a curated record. The annotation marks the transcript as partial. Lineage: Eukaryota; Metazoa; Chordata; Aves; Passeriformes; Maluridae. Gene Ontology annotation, cellular component: catenin complex; plasma membrane. Gene Ontology annotation, biological process: homophilic cell-cell adhesion. Gene Ontology annotation, molecular function: calcium ion binding; cadherin binding.
GGCAUGGGGGGUCGCUGCUGACACCGGGCUCCGAAACAUCCAGCACAGGAGCCAUGGAGCGUCCCUGGGCUGCUGCUGGCGGCUUCCUGCCUCUCCUGCUGCUGCUGGAGCUGGUCUGUCCGGGUCAGGGCAAUCGCCUGCCCUACUUCACCAACUACUUCUUUGACACCUACCUGCUGAUCAACGAGGACACGCCCGUGGGUUCCUCAGUGACUCAGCUGCUGGCCCGGGACCUGGACAAUGACCCGCUGGUUUUUGGGGUGGUUGGGGAGGAGGCCAGUCGCUUCUUCGCCGUGGAGAGCCUCACCGGCGUCGUGUGGCUCAGGCAGCCCCUGGACAGAGAGACCAAGUCGGAGUUCACGGUUGAGUUUUCUGUCAGUGACAGCCAAGGGGUGAUCAAAGGGACGGUCAACAUCCAGGUUGGUGACGUGAACGACAACGCCCCGACGUUCCACAAUCAGCCCUACAGUGUCCGCAUCCCCGAG